AUGAACGACGACGUCGACACCAAGGACAACAUCUCCAGGCUAGAUGAGGCGCAGGUGCAUCCGGACGCGCCUGUCAAGCCGCCUAGCCCGCAGUGGGAAGGCCUUCGAAGAGUCCCGGACAAGCUUCCCGCUGUUGCGCUGCUGAUUUUGGUUGUAGAGCUCGGUGAGCGAUUCACAUAUUUCGGGCUGAGCGGACCGAUCCAGAACUACAUCAACAACCCGUAUGAUCCCGAAUCCGAUCUCCCCGGCGCUCUUGGGCGCGGCCAAGCCGUCGCGACAGCGCUGGGCAACUUCUUCAAGUUCUGGGCGUACGCGUCCACCGUCAUCGGCGCCGUCGUAGCAGACCAGUAUCUCGGAAAGUUCAAAGCCAUCCUCGCCGCCUGCGCCGUGUACGUCGUCGGCCUGGUUAUCCUCGUCGCGACCUCGACGCCGGCGUCGAUCCAGAAUGGCGCGGGCUUCGGCGGGUUGAUCGCCGCCAUGAUCACCAUUGGCCUCGGCACCGGCGGCAUCAAGGCCAACGUCACGCCCAUGUGCGCGGAGCAGUACCGCAACUCCCACGCCGUCGUGCGGACCUUAAAGUCGGGCGAGGAGGUCCUGGUCGACCCGGAGCUGACCGUCCAGAGGCUCUUCAUGUGGUUCUACUGGGUUGUUAACAUCGGCGCCCUCUCGCCGCUGAUCACCGUCAACGUCGAGGCGCACCACUCAUUCUGGCUGGCGUACCUCAUCCCGCUCAUUGCAAUCCUCAUCUCGGCCGCCGUCUUCCUCUCGGGCCAGAAGAAGUACGUCAAAGUGCCACCCGAGGGCUCGGCGAUCGUCGACGCCCUUCGCGUGGCCCGCAUCGCCAUGCGGGAGAAGGGCUUCGAGAACGCCACCCCCUCGGCGCUGCGAGAGACGGGACGCGAUGGCAACUACGCCGUCGUCGGCGAGACCUGGUAUACGGACGGAUACGUCGUGGACGUGAUGCGCGGCCUGAAGAGCUGCAAGAUGUUCCUCUUCUUCCCGCUCUACUUCGUCUGCUGGAUCCAAAUCUGGAAUAACCUCAUUUCCCAGGCGGGCGAGAUGGCCUUGCACGGCACCCCCAACGACUUGCUCCAGAACCUAGACCCCAUCGCCCUGUGCAUCUUUAUCCCCUUUCUCGAUAUGGUGGUCUACCCUCUCCUCCGCAAAUACCGCAUCGACUUCGACCCCGUCACCCGAAUCUUCACGGGAUUCCUCUUCGCCUCGGUCUCCAUGGUCUACGCCAGCGUGCUGCAGCACCGCAUCUACAACUCCCCGCCCAAGAGCAUCCACGUCUGGAUCCAGGCGCCCGCGUACAUUCUCGUGGCGCUGUCCGAGGCCUUCAUAAUCGUCACCGGGCUCGAGUUGGCCUUUACCCAGGCACCCAAGAACCUCCGAUCCGUCGUCUCCGCCCUGUUCUGGCUGACUAUCGGCGUCGCAGCCGCCAUGUGUAUCGCCCUUGCGCCCGUCUCCCAGGACCCUUACCUGGUGUGGAUGUACGGGUCCCUGGGGAUCGUCGGCUUCGUGGCCGGCUGCUCCUUUUACGCGUGCUUCUACCCGGGCCGCAGCAAGCGAAGCCCCGAGCAAGACGUCAUAAUCGAGGGUAGGACGCCCUGA
This is a messenger RNA of Colletotrichum destructivum, 1614 nucleotides long. RefSeq names its product Putative proton-dependent oligopeptide transporter family, PTR2 family proton/oligopeptide symporter. The transcript is spliced from 9 exons. Bases 1 to 1614 code for a protein of 537 amino acids. Gene Ontology annotation, molecular function: tripeptide transmembrane transporter activity. The record is from RefSeq and is a predicted model, not a curated record. Gene Ontology annotation, biological process: transmembrane transport; oligopeptide transport. Gene Ontology annotation, cellular component: plasma membrane; fungal-type vacuole. Lineage: Eukaryota; Fungi; Ascomycota; Sordariomycetes; Glomerellales; Glomerellaceae.